Messenger RNA from Cloeon dipterum, 4280 nucleotides. It is a transcript of the gene MTA1-like, whose product is annotated as metastasis associated 1-like. The transcript is spliced from 17 exons. Gene Ontology annotation, cellular component: nucleoplasm; NuRD complex. Gene Ontology annotation, molecular function: chromatin binding; sequence-specific DNA binding; transcription coactivator activity. The record is from RefSeq and is a predicted model, not a curated record. The coding region runs from base 327 to 2873 and encodes 848 amino acids. Lineage: Eukaryota; Metazoa; Arthropoda; Insecta; Ephemeroptera; Baetidae. Gene Ontology annotation, biological process: negative regulation of transcription by RNA polymerase II.
GUCGACAAUCGGCAAAAUUAGUUCUCGCUGGCAGCCGGAAGGUUAUAUGCUGAGUAAAAUGAGCCCGAUGAAGCAUAAUUUCGGCGAAUGCCCGGCGCCGAUUUGUAAUUUCACCGAGCAACUAGCCUUCUGAUGUUGGUGACGUCACGCAGGCAGGCAGGAAGAAGACAGAGAGGAGAGCGACCGACGAGAAAAUGGCGAGUCGCGCGACAGAGUUUGUGUUGUGUUCGCGAGAAACGUACUAAACGCCGCGGAUAACUGACAAUUUUAUGUGAACAUCGGCUAUCAGUUGAUGAGCGACGUCCUGGUUCACUCAGGCAACCAAAAUGACGGCAAAUAUGUACCGAGUCGGAGACUACGUCUACUUUGAGUCAUCGUCGACUUCGCCUUACCAAAUCCGGCGGAUAGAAGAGUUGAAUAAGACUCCAAAUGGCAACGUCGAGGCUAAGGUUAUGUGUUUCUACAGGCGGCGUGAUCUCCCGAACAGUCUCAUCAUGUUGGCAGAUAAGCACCAAAUGGCUUCUGCAGACGAAUCGCCUGUGGUGGCCAAAUUAAAAAAGUUGUGGCUCAAGGCACCAUCUGCAGACGAGGCCGAGGCUGUUCAACCCUUAGAAUCACCGCCUGAAGAUGACGACGAGAGCACGAAAGGCAGCACCAACAGUGGCGGUGGCAACGACAAGAGCGACUUGCUGAGCUCGAAACAGCGGCACCAGAUGAAGCACCGCGAGCUGUUCCUCUCGCGCCAAGUGGAGACCCUGCCAGCGACGCACAUUCGCGGCAAGUGCUCUGUCACCCUGCUCAAUGAGACAGAAUCCCUGCUCUCCUACCUCAAUAAAGAUGAUACCUUUUUCUACUGCUUAGUAUUCGACCCGGCUCAAAAGACUUUGCUCGCCGACAAGGGCGAGAUCCGAGUCGGCAGCCGCUACCAGGCAGACAACAUACCCCUUCUCAAAGAAGGAGAAAACGAUGACAGGAACAUGGCAGACUUGGAGACUCUUGUGUGGACUCCUGAACACAACCUCACCGACAGACAGAUCGACCAGUUUCUUGUCAUUUCCAGAUCUGUGGGCACAUUUGCUCGUGCCUUGGACUGUUCUAGUUCCAUCAAGCAGCCAUCCCUUCACAUGAGUGCAGCUGCUGCUUCGAGGGAUGUAACUUUGUUCCACGCUAUGGAUACGCUUCACAAGCACGAGUACAACACGGCAGAUGCCAUCAGCCAAUUAGUGCCGACGUCGGGUCCAGUUUUGUGUCGAGACGAGAUGGAAGAGUGGUCGGCGUCUGAGGCGAAUCUCUUUGAAGAGGCAUUGGAGAAAUACGGCAAGGAUUUCAAUGACAUUCGUCAGGAUUUUCUACCAUGGAAGACUUUAAAGAAUAUAAUUGAGUACUAUUACAUGUGGAAAACCACAGAUCGGUAUGUGCAGCAAAAAAGAGUGAAGGCGGUAGAGGCCGAGUCAAAACUGAAGCAAGUGUACAUUCCAAAUUACAAUAAACCAAAUCCAGCAGUAAUUAAUAGCAGUAAAGGUGGCAUUGUCAAUGGCAAUGGAGGUGAAAUCAACAGUGGAGGAAAAGCCUGUGAAUCCUGUAGUGCAACUUCAUCAAGUCAGUGGUAUGCCUGGGGGCCAUCGCAGAUGCAUUGCAAGCUGUGCAGCAACUGCUGGAACUACUGGAAAAAGUAUGGUGGUCUCAAGAGUCCCUCAAGGAUAGAGGAAAAUGAUUGCGAUUUGAAGAAAAAGUCGAGCGGAAGCAUCUCGGACGAAGAGCGAGGAAGCAGCAUCAACGGCCACAGACACAGAUGCACCAUCGUCAACUGUGGAAAGGAGUUCAAACUGAAGGCCCACUUGGCCAGACACUACGCCACCGCUCACGGCCUGGCAAUUCGCUCCGGAUCUCCAAGGCCAAUAAUGAAGACGAGAACAGCCUUCUACCUGUUCUCAACGCCACUGACCCGCGUCUCAAGACGACUCUGCCGCAACCUGCUGAUGGUGCGCCAUGCCGCAAGAGCCCCCUUUUGGCCCAUCAACAUCGCCACUAUCAAGCAAGACUGCCAAAUGCAGAUCGUGGGGAAAAGUUACGAGGAGCUGAAAGAACUGACCAAGUAUAAGAAAAAGGACCGGGGAAGCGUGACUAACAUUGCCACCUCGCUGGCCAAGGGAGAGCUGAUUGUGCCCCCAUGGCUAGCGCCCACCGACAAAGCGCUCAUUCCCAAAUCAGAGAGGAUUUCCUUCCCCAGGCCACCAAAGGGACCAGAUGGCAGCAUUAUCUAUGAGAGAGUACCCAACAAGCCAGAAGCUGAAAAGGUGAUCCAGAAUUCUCAGAUCGGAAUCCACAACAUGUCGUCUUCGUCCUCCCUAAAGAGGAGGGCCUAUGAAGAAAUCAAUGGAUUGGACCCUGACAUGGCUGAGUGGGGUGAAGAGGUGAGCUUACCACCCCCACGACAGCGCUGGCCCCACUCUGAGAUCAACCCUCUGGCGCGUGACCUGACGAGCAUCUCUGGCCCGCCACCAAGCAAGCGGCCCCACAAGGAGAACUCGGGCGCAAGUGCAGCCAACUACAUCCCCAGACACAUGGGCCAGACGCCGGGUAGAGCCGUGACCCAGCAGAACGGCAAGACCAAGAUUGGCACGCUGACGCAGCUGAAAAACGGACAGAAGCGGAUGUCAUGGUCCGACGCGCCUGAUGACAUGUACUUCCAUGUCCCUGACAGCACUAAGGUGCACUUCCGGAAGCUGAGGAAGCAGCUGACAAACAGCGACCUGCGGCGGGCCGCGCGCAAACCGUGGCGCCGGCUGCGCUGUAAUGAGGCCGAUAUGCUGGCAGCCGCGGUGGCCGCCGCCGCGGCCACUGCGACACGGCCGCUGAGCAUGGUGGAAUGACCCUACAUGAUGUCUCAGCUGGCGCCGCCGCCACCGCCGCCGCACCACCUGAGCAGCGCUGAGGCCGUGUUCCAGUCGCCGGCCAUCAUGGACCUUUUGUUCUCGGCCUCGGCGAUGGCCCCGCCGCCGCCCACGCACUUUUGAGCACAAGCGGCGCGGGGACGAACCAAACAGCAACGCAAGGCGGCGAGAAAACCAGACUCUCGGGCUCGGACGCUGCACCAGUGUUAAGUGUGUGUGCGUUUAAGAGUAAAAAUUUCAUCUUCUCUAGCAUCUGUAGCGACCGAAACAGUUUUUAGCCGCAGAGAAUCUCAAAAAAGAGUGACGACGCGCAUUUUGUUGUUGUUGCUAGGUUGUAAAAACAAGUGAAUGAGAAGGAGAGAAAGUCAUCUCGAGUUUGGCGAGGAGAGCAAGCGCGCGAAGCGACUGCCGGAUGGGCCAGCCUAUUGAUAUGUUGUUUUGGAAACACUGUCCGUGUGAUCAAAUUCACCUUCUGAACCCAACCUGCAGUUUCUGAAAUGGGCAUUGCAGCUGAAAUCAUUUGGAUGCUCUUCUCCCCAGAUGUAUUAAACAUAACCCUUUGAAAUCAAUCACAAAUGCCAAAGACCUAUGUAAAGUUAAAAAACUUUGACAAAGUAAAACAUUCUGACUUUGAGUUAUAGAAUAUUUAUCUUUUUCGGUACAUUAGCUUGAUUAUCAAUUUUAAACCUCCACGGUCAUUUGUAUUACACAUUUUAAACUUAAAAGGUCCCAUUUCAAGAACUGCAGAUCGUCUCGCAAGGUUUCAAUGCCUCGUGUCCGUUGGCCGACAAUCGUCUCUGCGCGGCUCACACGAUCGAAUUUUGGAGGAACUUUGAGGAAGCUGCUGCUGCUGCUUUGCCCCUUACUGUGCUGGGAGUAUGAUGGAUCGACGAUGAUGAUUUUUCAAUGACACUCUAUGAGCUACAGCAAUUAUUAUAAUUAAUACGGUUUUGAUUUCCGAGCACAAUUCAGCGUAAUAUUUUUCUUAUGGAAUACGAGUGAAUGGUGAUGCGAGAGCAAUAAGUAGGCACACGACGAUAUACUGUUUGCUGUCGCUCGUUUCUUUUUACUCUUGUGUUGGCGGCGCGAUUUUGACCUUUUUAAGUAGAAUCAUCGUUUUGCAAUGUCAUUGAGUGGCAAAUCAGUUUUCUCAUACGAUAUUUAUUUAUUUAAUGUUUCUUUUAAAACCCGGAGAUAAACAAUGAAGAGGAAGAAGAAGAAGAAUUCAUACGCUGGUAUCAAAGAUGUCUGGAUUUUAUAUUUUUAUUGCAUUUCUUUCGGAGGUCUUGUAUAAAAAAUCUUGCAUGUUUGUAACAUAGCCGUAAUUAUAAAAUUUUGUCAUCAAAUCACAUUUUUUGAAAUAAAUCCAUUUAAGCUAUUAAAAAA